Molecule: messenger RNA, 1971 nt
Organism: Dromiciops gliroides (monito del monte)
Lineage: Eukaryota; Metazoa; Chordata; Mammalia; Microbiotheria; Microbiotheriidae
Gene: MCAT
Product: malonyl-CoA-acyl carrier protein transacylase
Exons: 5
Coding region: 133-1302 (389 amino acids)
Molecular function (GO): transferase activity
Source: RefSeq, a predicted model, not a curated record
AAUUUCCCACAACAAGAGAACCUAGCAUCUUGACUUGAGCCCGGAUGGAGUUGGGCGCGCACCACGCGGUCUUCCGUACGGACGCGUCGGGCCGUUGCUAGACAACGGGCGCCGGCAGUGGUGGCGUCAGUCAUGGCGGCCCGGUUCCGGCUCGGCGCGAGGGCCGCAGAUGGGCUCCGGCGGCGCCUCUGGUCCUCGCAAGCCCGGGACCCCUCGGGGCCGCCGCCGCCGUCCGAGGUGGUGGACGUGGCGGCGCUGCUGAAGGACGCCACGGUGGGCGCGGGUCCGAGGCCUGGAGCUCGGUCUCGGCCGGGUCCCAAGACCACCUCGGUGCUGCUCUUCCCGGGCCAGGGUAGCCAGGCGGUCGGCAUGGGGCGCGCGCUUCUACGCUACCCGGGCGCGCGCGCGCUCUACGAAGCCGCCGGGCGCGUGCUGGGCUACGACCUGCUGGAACUGAGCUUGCGCGGGCCGCGCGAGGAGCUGGAGCGCACAGUGCACUGUCAGCCCGCGCUCUACGUGGUCUCGCUCGCCGCCCUCGAGGCGCUUCGGCACCGUCAGCCCGAGGUUAUUGAGACUUGUGUUGCUGCAGCCGGAUUCAGCGUGGGAGAGUUUGCAGCCCUUGUGUUUGCUGGUGCCUUAGAAUUUGAAGAAGGGUUGCACGCAGUCAAGGUCCGCGCCGAGGCCAUGCAGGAAGCGUCGGCAGCCGUGCCCAGUGGGAUGCUCUCGGUGCUUGGGAGCGCCAGGUCCCAGUACAAGGCGGCGUGCUUGGAUGCGCGGGAGCACUGCCAAGCCCUCGGCAUCAAGGAGCCCGUGUGUGAGGUGGCCAACUACCUGUUUCCUGACUGCAGAGUGAUUUCUGGGCACCUCCAGGCCCUGCAGUUCCUACAGAAGAAUUCUUCCAGGUACCACUUCCGGAGGACCAGAAUGCUGCCGGUCAGUGGGGGGUUCCACACGCGCCUCAUGGAGCCCGCUCUAGAGCCAUUGGCCCAGGUCUUAAAGAAGAUGGACUUGAAGAAGCCUUUGGUUUCCGUCCAUUCCAAUGUGGACGGCAAUAAGUACAUGCAUGCCAAGCACAUCCAGCAGCUGCUGGUGAAGCAGGUCGUGUCCCCCGUGAAGUGGGAGCAGACUAUGCACGCCAUUUACGAGCGGAGGAAGGGGACGGACUUCCCGCAGACGUUUGAAGUGGGGCCCGGGAAGCAGCUGGGGACCAUCCUAAAGAGUUGUAACCUCAAGGCCUGGAAGACCUACAGCCACGUGGAUGUGAUGCAGGAGGAGGAGGGGGAGGAGACCUCAGACGUCUAGCCGAGGCCACUCUGUCACCGGCGGGUUUGGGGGUCCAGGGCCAGGCCGCUGGCACUUCAAUAGGGCUGGGGCCUCCCCAGCCGCGUAUCAGAGGGAGCUCCCUGCCCUCCCAGGGCCGCUCUCAAUAUUCUGGGCAGCCCCACAGGCAGGUAAAAAUAGAAGGUGCAUUCUGAGCACUGUCAGAUCCUGUCUUCUCGGCUGCCUGUCUCGUUUCAAGCGUCCUUUGGAAAGAUUUGGUGUCUGGAGGAGAGAGUCAACCGGGAUUCUGACCCCAGCAUUAGGUGUGGGUCCCAGACGGUCGUCUCCCAAGGCAGUGACACAAACGUGAGAUGAGAGUCCCUGCAGCCUCCCCAGAGGUGCUUGGCCGAUCCCCAAAUCCCCUAUGCCCCAGCCUGGCCUCUGCCGCCUCCGAGGCAGCCCUUGUGUUGUGGGAGGACACACCUGACCGCCAUUCUCCCGAAAUCUGCACCCCAUCACGCUGCUGUUUGAAAGCCCUCUGUGGCUCCCCAUUCAUUGCCGUCGUCGGGCCCUAGUCUCUCUCAGUGCAUUUUCAACAGCUUUGUGUGUGCCUGUCUUUAUUCUCAGCAGGGACUGCCUUUGCCUCUCUCUCUGUAUCCCCAGCACUUAGCCCAGUACACAGUAGGCGCUUAAUAAAUACUCAUCAGUUGA